CCCACGCCUACUUCAAAAUGGCUCGUUACAUUCCUAAACUUCUUGAAAUGCGGCAGGAGCUUUCUCCUCUUCUCCAAGGGAAAUUUGAUGAAGAUGGUGUGAAGGAGUUGGCCUAUUCUCUUGAAGAUGGUUCCAUUUUUGAAAUAGUCAAAGAACUAGAAGAAAUCCAACAACUAAAUGAACGCUCUCUCCUUAACCAGCGAAUAAAGGUCGUUAACGAGCACAAGAGGGAGUGGUCUGAACUCACUCGACGACAAAAAGAUGAAGUGACCGAAGCACGCCCACACACCCUUACUCUAAUUAAAGCUCGUCACGAGGAAGAAAGGGUGGAGCUUGAGAGUCGACUGGGAGCAGAGAUAAGAGAGACUGACCAGAGGAUUAUACUGGAACUGGAUCAACUGGUAACGGACCAACAGUCCACACUACAACAAGCAGCUGUGCCUUUCUUUACCGUCACUAACAAUAACAAUGAUAAUAAACUAAUGAACUCGCUACUGAUAUUCAUACUAAGACUCUGUAACAUUGAACAUUAAUAAUAUUCAUUAAUUA
Messenger RNA from Amphimedon queenslandica, 549 nucleotides. RefSeq names its product protein DGCR6-like. Lineage: Eukaryota; Metazoa; Porifera; Demospongiae; Haplosclerida; Niphatidae. The record is from RefSeq and is a predicted model, not a curated record. The transcript has 3 exons. The coding region runs from base 18 to 533 and encodes 171 amino acids.